Phycomyces blakesleeanus NRRL 1555(-) is the source of this 330-nucleotide messenger RNA. RefSeq lists its product as hypothetical. Gene Ontology annotation, molecular function: phosphatidylinositol-4,5-bisphosphate binding. The transcript is spliced from 3 exons. The record is from RefSeq and is a predicted model, not a curated record. The coding region runs from base 22 to 312 and encodes 96 amino acids. Gene Ontology annotation, biological process: TORC2 signaling. Lineage: Eukaryota; Fungi; Mucoromycota; Mucoromycetes; Mucorales; Phycomycetaceae. Gene Ontology annotation, cellular component: TORC2 complex; plasma membrane; cytoplasm.
AAAUAUAUUGUCAAUCGAAAGAUGCCAAUGUUUGUUGGUAAACGGGCUAGUGUGCUAGCAAUUGAUGGUGAUUACAUUCACCUAAUGCCACCAGAACACAAGGGAAUGUUUGAUUCUGUAAAGACAACUUCAUUUCAUGUCAGUGCAAUCAGAACUUGCAAGGUCAGCAAAAAGUUACCUAGUCAUUUCAAGAUUGUGGUGAUGAAAGAACGUGAUUACAAGACCUAUGCCCUUGAAGCAGAGAGUGCCAAAGAAGCAUAUGAUAUUUGUUCAAGGAUCAAGUUUCUCAUACAGGUUACAAAAGAAACAUAAGAAUUCUCUCACUCUCUU